Messenger RNA from Dendrobium catenatum, 1161 nucleotides. RefSeq lists its product as uncharacterized. The coding region runs from base 1 to 1161 and encodes 386 amino acids. Lineage: Eukaryota; Viridiplantae; Streptophyta; Magnoliopsida; Asparagales; Orchidaceae. The transcript has 3 exons. The record is from RefSeq and is a predicted model, not a curated record.
AUGGCUUUCUUAAUCAGGACCCUUCUCUUAUGCGCCGCAUCCCUCACCUUCCUGGCCGCGCCAUCCUCCGGCCAGUUGUUCAACCACUUGCUCGACGGCGAGCGCCUCGGCACCGGCCAAGCCCUCACACAAGGAGGCUUCGCCUUCGUUAUCCAGAGCGACUGCAACCUCGUUCUCUAUGAAUUCGGGAAUCCGCUUUGGUCUUCGGGUACUAACGGUCAGGGUUUGGGAUGCUACGUCACCUUGCAGAGCGACGGCAACCUCGUCAUCUAUGAUCAGUCAAAUAAGGCCAUAUGGGCGAGCAACACUAACGGAGAAACUGGAAACUAUCUUCUGAUACUGCAAAAGGACCGCAAUGUUGUUAUAUACAGCUUGCCCAUUUGGGCUACGGGGACUAACACCGUUGGCUCGGCUGGCGUUGUGAUCGCCGGAGCACGCAAUGGGACGGUGGGGGUUACGGGUGCGGAGCAGAAUAAGGUGAGGGAAAUGGGCAAGAUUAUGGAGGAAUGCUGCCCGAAUGAUAUCAAUGGUGCUUAUGCUGCUGAUAGGAAGUUUGAGACGCUGAAGACUAAAAGUUUUCGGAGAUCUAAUCCCAACCCACUAAUUCAAAUCAAAUCAGCGAAGCAACCCCAGCAAUCAGCCAUGGCUUCCUUCACCUUCUUCCUCUUCGCCGCCACCCUCACCGUCCUGCUCGCCACCCCAGCCUCAUGCCAGUACUACAACCACUUGCUCGCCGGCGAGCGCCUCAACACAGGCCAAGCCCUCACACAAGGAGGCUACUCCUUCAUCAUCCAGAGCGACUGCAAUCUCGUCCUCUACGAAUACGGGUCUGCAAUUUGGUCUUCGGGCACCAACGGUAAGGGUAAGGGUUGCUACGUCACCAUGCAGACCGACGGCAACCUCGUAAUCUACAAUCGCAAAAAUAAAGCUAUAUGGGCGAGUAACACUAACAGAGAAACUGGAAACUAUAUUCUCAUACUGCAAAAGGACCGCAACGUUGUUAUAUACAGCUUGCCCAUUUGGGCUACGGGGACGAACACCGUGGGCUCGGCUGGUGUUGCCAUUGCUGGUGCAGGUAAUGGGACGGUGGCGGUUUCAGGCGCGGAGCAAAAUAAGGUGAGGGAAAUGGGGAAGAUGGUGGAGCUUAAGAGUGAUGAGUAG